This is a messenger RNA of Peromyscus maniculatus bairdii (prairie deer mouse), 8805 nucleotides long. RefSeq names its product zinc finger and BTB domain containing 25 (gene Zbtb25). NCBI's taxonomy places the organism in Eukaryota, Metazoa, Chordata, Mammalia, Rodentia, Cricetidae. The record is from RefSeq and is a predicted model, not a curated record. Gene Ontology annotation, molecular function: RNA polymerase II cis-regulatory region sequence-specific DNA binding; protein binding; DNA-binding transcription factor activity, RNA polymerase II-specific. Gene Ontology annotation, biological process: regulation of transcription by RNA polymerase II.
CUACUGAAGAAAUGAAAAUUAUAACUCACUUAGCCCAUUAACCACGAGAUCUUUGCAUUGCAGCUUUUUUUGUGCUAUUUCUCAUUUCUGUAUGGCUCAAUAGCUAGUCAUUGCCAAUGCACCGUAUAUACACACAUAUAUGUGUGUAUGUGUGUGUGUGUGUGUGUGUGUGUGUGUAAAACUGGUGCAAAUGCCUAUGAUCGAAGAAUUUGGUAGCAGUUUCUGUGAAGCUUUUUUUCCCCCUUACAUCUGAGUUAAAGUAUUACACUUGGAGUCAUUUUAUUGAUUCUAAAGAGUUUUUGUAUGCUGAAACUUCAAAUAUAGGGCUUUUUAAAAAGCUUGUAAAUUGGUGGUGUUUUAGAACCAAAUUUGGUGAUUGUAAGUAGUAACUUUUGAUCAAAUAACCUUUUAGAAUAAUACCCACAAUUUGCAGUUUUGUUUUUAUUUAGAGGAUAGGCUCAAGGUUCUGUAGCUUCUGUUUAAUUAUUUCAGUGAUGCUGAAAGUUUUGUUUUGUGUUAGUGACAUGAGGAAUGACCAGCAAGAUGGCUUAGCAUACAAAGGCACUUGCUAUACAAGUCUGAUGGCUUGAGUUUGAGCCCUGGAACCCACACAAUAGAGAGCCAAUUCUACUAUGUUGUGCUCUGACCUUCACCUGAAUACCCCUGGUGUGCAUGCCCCCAUACAAAAUAAUAAUAAUAAUAAUAAUAAUGCAUUUGUAACUGAGAUGACUUAGCAGUAAGGAUGCUUCUUGACAACCUGAGUUUGAACCCCUGGAUCUACAUGCUGGAAUUAAAGAACCAUGACAUUUCUGCAAGCUCUCAGUCAUCUCCACAUGUGUGCUGUGGCAUGCUUUUACCCAAACACACAUAACCACAUAUUAAAAUUUUCCUGUAGUUUAUUUAGUGUUUGCAUAUGUGUGUACAUGAGUGGUACAUGGCACCAGGGCUGUUGGCAUAGCAUGGGUGGGGUGGGGGUGAAAUACAGUCUGCCUGAAACUAACUCGGCUGUGUCCUUGCUGCUCACGGUCACACAGUCUGUCUUGGCCAGAACCGGCUUGCACAUUCUCAUGCAUUUUUCCCUUGAGGCUCAUUUGCUGUAUCUCCAUUUUCUUACCAUGGAGAAUCUGCAUCCAGGUAUAUCUGAGUCUAGCUGAGAUGAGAUCAGGUUAUAGGUUCUUUGUCAUGAGCUCCCAGGCCCCAUAUAAACUGGGGUAUGGCUAAGUUCCACACAUUUUAUGACAGCCAGCAGGCCAGUAUCUCCUGAAUGUCAGAGGAUCUCCAAAGAAAACAGAGUUCUAGUCCAGGUAGGAUGGAUGCCCAUUAGGCUAGAGAGAUAGGUUAGGCUUGCAGCCAGGUAGGAUGCCCUGUUAUUCCCACUUACAAGUAAUAUUUGAGUAAUAGUGUCUAUUACAACCCAAUUUUCACUUACCUCCUCUAACUCUGAGCCACACAUCAGUAUCUCAUUUCCAUCUCUCCAAUGAGGAAACAUCAUUAGAAAUAUGAUCAUGCUGGGCAUUGGUGGCACAUGCCUUUAAUCCCAGCACUCCGGAGGCAGAGUCAGGCAGAUCUGUAAGUUUUGAGGCCAGCUUGGUCUACAAAAGAGUUCCAGGACAGCCAGAGCUACACAGAGAAACCCUAUCUCCAGAAACCGAAAAGGAAAGAGAGAGGGAGAAAGAAGGAAGGAUCACAAGAUGGGGUGGAAUUCAGUAGUGGAUUGUUCACCUGGUGUAGAUGAGGUCCUAGGCUCAUCUCCAGAACCAUGAGGAAAGUAGGGUGGGGCUUGCCUAGCAUGUGCAAGGCCCUAGGUCUGAUCAAGUACAUAUACACAGAAAAGAAACGUGAUUACAUAGAAAGGGAUGAGCAUUUCUUUUACUCAUGUAUCACUCAUACAAAGCUACCUUCUUACUUGGGUUAAAAAAAAAAAUGACCUGUCUUACUCUUCAGUAGAGUUUCUGUCAGCUUCAUAAUGGAAGUCUUUAAUGUUAGAUAGGGGUGAAGUUAACAGUGGUGAGUAUCUUCAUUUCAAAUUAGGCCUUAGGGGCCUGCCUGGAGAGAUGGCUCAGCGGUGAAGAGUCUUUCUAGAGGUCCUGAGUUCAGUUCCCAGCAGCCACACGGUGACUCACAACCAUCUGUAAUGAGAUCUGUUGCCCUCUUCUGGUAUGCAGGCAAAACACUGUAUACAGUGUGUGUGUGUGUGUGUACACAUAUUUAUCUAUGGACAGACACAUCUGUACACCCAAAGCAUACAUACUUGUGUUGAUUUUCUCAGAGCCACAAUGGAUACUGCCAGCCACAGCCUUGUUCUUCUGCAGCAGCUGAACAUGCAGCGAGAGUUUGGAUUUCUGUGCGACUGCACGGUUGCUAUUGGAGAUGUUUACUUCAAAGCCCACCGAGCAGUGCUUGCUGCUUUUUCCAACUAUUUCAAGAUGAUAUUUAUUCACCAAACAAGUGAAUGCAUAAAAAUACAACCAACUGACAUCCAGCCCGAUAUAUUCAGCUACUUGUUACAUAUUAUGUACACAGGAAAAGGGCCAAAACAGAUUGUGGAUCAUAGUCGUUUGGAGGAAGGGAUCCGAUUUCUCCAUGCUGACUACCUUUCCCACAUUGCAACUGAAAUGAAUCAAGUGUUCUCUCCAGAGACUGUGCAGACCUCAAAUCUGUACGGUAUUCAGAUUUCCACAACCCAGAAGCCAGCUGUCAAACAAGGGCUGGAGAUCAAAGAGACUCCUCCCAGCGGCAGUGGAAACAGAGCUGCUGUCCAGAGUGACCACCCCCAGCUGCAGCUCUCUCUGGCGAUUGGCCUAGAUGACGGAAGUGCAGAGCAGCAGAGGGCCCAUCCUGCUGCCCAGGCCUUGGAGGAGCACCAGAAGCCCCCAGUGUCCAUCAAACAGGAGAGAUGUGAUCCGGAGUCCGGGAUCUCCCAGGGCCACUCCUCGUCCUCCUCAGAAGUGACUGGCCCCUCUUUUACAGAAAACAGUAUCAGAGUCCACUUGUGCCAUUACUGUGGGGAACGUUUCGAAUCUCGCAGUAGCCUGAGACAGCACCUCCACACGCAUGUAUCUGGGUCUCUCCCAUUUGGUGUCCCUGCUUCCAUUCUGGAAAGUAAUGACCUUGGUGAAGUGCAUCCACUUGGUGACAGCAGUGAGGCUCUUGAAUGCCGGAGGCUUAGCUCCUUCGUCGUCAAGGAGAAUGAGCAGCAGCAGCAGCAGCCGCCGCCGCCGCCUGAGCACUCGAGCCGGGGUACUGCCGAGCCUUUACAGAUCAGUCAAGUGUCUUUGAUCUCCAAAGACACCGAGCCAGUAGAAUUAAACUGUAAUUUUUCUUUUUCAAGAAAAAGAAAAAUCAGUUGUACCAUCUGUGGUCAUAAAUUUCUUCGAAAAAGCCAGUUACUGGAACACAUGUAUACACAUAAAGGUAAAUCUUACAGAUACAACAGAUGCCAAAGGUUUGGAAAUUCAUUGGCCCAGAGGUUUCAGCAGUAUUGUGACAGCUGGCCCGAUGUCCCCCUGAAAAGUUCUCGGCUGUCACAAGAACAUUUAGACUUGCCUUGUGCCUUAGAGUCAGAGCUCACACAAGGGAGUGUGGACACCAUCCUUGUGGAGUAGCGGCUUCUCCUUUAGAAUUUUAUACCGCUUUUCAUUCAUAAAUUAUUUACCUUCUCAUGGUCUGUUGACUUAAAAUAAUCUGUCCCUGGUUUUGAGGUUGUACAUACCAGUUCUUAUAAGAUAUGGAUAUUAAACAUAACUUUCAAAUUAUCCCAUAAGCUUUUUUAUAAAUUAUAAUUUGAAAACCAGAAGUUGAUGUAGAAACUUUAGAGUGACUGAUUAUUUAUAAAAUCUCUUGUUUUUCCAGGUUGCAGAAUCAGUAAAAUGAACUUGACUAUGAAGCAGAUGAGAUCUGUGUUAAAGAGUAUUUUAGAGACUGGGAAUGAAGCUCCUCUACAGAGGGCUUGCUAGCAUGGGUGAGGCCCUAGGUUCAGUCUCCAGAGCGCACACGCACACACGCACACGCACACUUCUAAGCUGUUAACUCUUGUCUCUCGUUUCAUAGGAAUUAUGUCCUUAAGAAAAUGAUUUUUAGCUGGGCGGUGAUAGCGAACGCCUUUAAUCCCAGCACUCGGCAAGCAGAGGCAGGUGAACUCUCUGAGUUCAAGGCCAGCCUGGUCUACAGAGCGAGUUCCAGGAAAGGCUCUAAAGCUACACAAAGAAACCCUGUCUCGAAAAAAACCAAAAAGAAAAAGAAAAUGAUUUCUAAGUAUUUUCUGCCAUAUAGGAAAUCAGUAGCUAUUUUAAUGUAUAACUAUAUAUUAUAAUGUAUAAAAGUUUGUUUUAAGACAUGGCUAUACCAAAUCACAAGUAGUUUUAACUGUCUGCUUCCUAGCAUCCCAACCUCUUACAUGGCCUUUUAUUUACUUAACAUCAAGUAUACCUCAUUUUUAAUAAAAAUAUGUCAGCUAAAAUAAAGGGCUGGAGAAGUCAGUGGUAAAGAAGUCGUGAACAGAGAAACUGGUCAGUACACAUAACUAAGCACAGAGGCAGGUCCGUGCACUAACCCUGGGCCGGGUAACCACAUCCACAGUGUGUCCUUAGACACCAGGAGGACAGUUUCAGACUUUGUAACGAGAGGUUUACCUAAGUUUAAAGAGGAAGAUAGCAGGUACAAAUCCUCUACCUUAAUGUAGCAGAAUCUUCUAGGCUGUCUGGGCUGACGGGAGUUUUCUGACAGUCACUCUUACAGGUAAUUUUGCAGUGGCGUGGCCUUCACUUUUUUGUUAGUAGAACCAGUGAAGUAGAUCCAUUCAGAUUCCAGACCUAUUUAGAGCCACACCGGCAGCCCUCCUUCUGUGAAUAUACUUACCAUCCCUCCUACAGCGGUGCCAUUUAGAAACCUAAAACCCCAGGAAAAUUGAAGUUGAUGGACUAAGUGAUGGAUUUUCUGUACCUAGAAAAUAGCCCAUCGCGUUUCAUUGUUUCUCACGUGUUUAAACCUGAAGCUCGUACUCAAGGACAAGAAGGCAAGAAAGACUGCGGAACAGCCCCCCCCCCUCCUUCCCCCAUCCUAUUGGAGUCUACGCUUCAACAGGCAUUUGAGGGGCGUUUGAGAUGGUCCUGACCCCCCCCCUCACCCCCCAGCUUGGAAACAAGAGUCUGGCAGUGUCCCCACUUCCCCAGGUCGGCCCUAAGCUCUGUAUCAGCUUCCUGAGUGGCCAGGACUGUGGGCGUCCUACAGAUACUUGAAUAUAUCUAAUAAAUGUUGUUGUCGUCACGCUUAGACGUUAGCCACAUGCGGUGUCUGAGCUCCCCCUCCCGCCAUAGGACACCCCCGAAGUCAGUUCUUAGAGGUCCCACCACCUCUGUCUGGGAGGAGCCCAGAGCAAUCCAGCUAAUUCUGAAACAAGUUUUUCCCUGGGUAAACAGUGAGUUCAGGUGAAUAACAAAGGAGUAGUUUCAGGGCCCUCUAGUCCCAGAACUCGUGUGAGUUCUCGGCCAGUUAGAGCUACAUAGUGGGGCCCUGUCUCAAACGGACAAAACCACACCAAAGCAGCAGCUCCGUUGAUCUUAGUUUUGUGAGACAUCCUUGCUCUACGGCCCAUGCUGUCCUUGAACUCACCACCCUCCUCUCCUGCCUCCUUAGUGCCGGGAUUCUGGGCUGUACCACAGCUAGGCUUCCGAGUGGUGACUUUUGAGGGCCAGGUGAAGAGCCCCAGUGGGCAUUGCCUUAAGGAAGUUGAAUUUGUCACUUUGAGAAUUAGCGUCCAGGGUCAAGACCUAUGUGUCGAGAGCAAAAUUGAGCUAAUGGUAGGGCCUAUUAUAUUGGGGGUUGGUUAAACUAUGCUGUUAUGGGGGGGUACAAUUAUAUGUAAUAUUAAACUAUUAAUUUAUCAAAGCAAUAUUCAGCCAUACUACCUUCAAUGAUUUAACCUUAUAGAAACUUGAAUACUGAUUUCAUGUAUUUUUAAGCUAUUUAGGAUAUAUUCCCUACUUUUAAUUUUUUUUUUUUUUUUUUUUUUUUAGAUAGAGUCACAUUUAGCCCAGGCUGGCCCCAAACACUAUAUAGCUGAAGAUGGCCUUAAACCCACUAUCUGCCUGCUCUACCUCCGGGCACUGGCACUACAGGUGUGCUCCCCAUGCCCAGCUCUCCCUAGCCUUCACAGAUAUAGAAGAACCUAACAGUUCUCAUUUAAAACUUUUCAACUUCUCUAUUAAUCUUCCCUGCAUACCAAGUCAUUAGUCUUACACAUAAGAAGCCCUUCUAGAGCUAAAGGGUGGAACAGAGAUUUACUUCGAGGGUAGGUGAGUGGGUAUAGCAGCUCACGACAAUCUGGAGAGGUGCCAGAAGAGCAUGCCUACAGCUCAUGGCCAUGUUAGACACUGUCUGUUUAAAGUGGAACUAUAUGUGUAAAGUUCUCAAAGAGUUAGUAAACAUUUAUCGGUAAAUAAAAUGGAGCCAUGCCUAGAGUCUGGGGAGAUCGCUCAGUGAGGAACGUGAUUGCUGCUCACAAAUUUGAACGUGAAGCGAGAGCUAGGUGUGGAGUCUGCCGUCCCCGUGCUGGCGGGGUGGGCAGAGGUGGGAAGGUGGGUAGCAGGUGCUCUCAGGCCAGCCCUGCAGAAAGAAGCUCCAGGUUCAGUGAGACUCUUGUCUCAAAAAACUGAGGUAGAGGAGCGAUUGGGGGAAGACGUUGUGUUACCAGUCUCUGGCCUCAACACAUGUCCACAUGAGUACACACACCCAUACACAUGCACGCACCCCCCCCCAUACAGAAUAAAUAAGAGGAACUCUAUCUCUAUAAGCUUUAAGAAUUUAUUAGUUCACCUGACUCCUAUCGUUCUCAAAGUUCUUCAGUGCUAAGCACUUCACUUGAUUCCUCCCCUUAUCUAUAAAGUUUCUUUUGAUAUUAAACCAAAAAGACAAAAUGCUGGGUCUUGCCCAUCUGUAACCCCAACUGUCAGUAGACAGGCAGGACUGUAACUUCGGGACUAGCCUGCAGCUACAUGGCAAGACCCUGACUCAAGAGAAGAAAAAAAAAUUAAUUGUUCUCAGUCCACAAUAACAUUGUUUUAGGAAGUGGAGAAAUGUUAGUUUCAUUUUAUGGAAAAAGUUCCCCAAAGCUAGUUUUCGGAGAGGCAUGUAGUAAGUGGUAUGGGACCUGCUGUUACUUCGUUUCAACUUUUAAAAGAAGAUUUGUCUAUCUUCAUGUUCCGUGUUUGGGUGUUUUGCCUGUGUGUGUAUGUGCACAUCCUGCAUGCAGUGUCCACGGAGACCAGGAAAGGACAUCAGAUCCUCUGGAACUCGGGGGUGUGGGAACUGAACCCAGGUCCUCUGCUAGAGCAGCCAGUGCCCUUCAGCACUGAGCUGUCUCUGCAGCCUGGUCUGGUGUUUUGAGGUGAGGUCUCACUGUGUGGCCCGUGCCGGCCUGGAACCUGAAACAAUCCCCUGUGGACCUCCAGAGAGCUGGGAUGGCAGAUGUGCAGAUCGUACCUGCAGCCUGGAUGGUUUUGGUUUUGGUUUUGAUGUUUAAGGACGUGCUUCUUCAUUGGAAGAAAAAAAAAGUCUUCAUAUUUUAAAAGUUUUCCCAGAAAAACAACAACAACAACAACUUUACUUUUUGCCACAUCUGCAAAAUGGAGCGUCGUCUCUGCCUUAAGCAGUGUGGUUUGUGUGAUGGUUGCCAAGCUGAACCAGGAGUUGCCGGAUGUACUUUGUUGCCAAAUGUCGCCCUCUUGUGUUGAGGUAAGUCGUCUCUGCUGGGUAACAUUUUGAAGGCAUGGCUGGGGGAAAAAAGCCCCAGUUCUGAGCAGAAUCCCUGUAUUGGGCAGGUACUAAAUAGCUCUUCCCCGUUUGGGUCGGCUUUAAAUCGCCCCUUCUUUCCAGAUCCUGCAUAGUGCUGUUUCCUGAAGAAAAGAAGAGCCUGUCUCAGUAUUUAUUCUUAGUAGGAGAGCCCAGUAAAUGCAGUCUGCCUUAAAACUGAUGUUAUUUUUUAAUUUGUAACCUUGAGCCGGUUACUUACCUCUCUGAGACACACACACACACACACACACACACACACACACACACACACACACACACCGGGUAAAGUGGCCGUCAACAACGCCUACCUCACAGGGGUGCUGUGAGGCUUCGUACUAAAAUUGUGUUAGUGUACUGAUGAAAGCCAACCGAGGAGGAAGUUCAGAAGCCCAUCCUGUAGAUUAGAACGUGUGAUGUAAUUGUGCACUACUUAAUAGUCAGGUAACUGAGGAAACUCAUUUUUACAGAAAUACUCUGGAAAUAGCUUUUUACUCUACUAUUUCUACCCAGUAGUACAAGGAAAACAGGACUUAGCAUUAUUGGGAAUAAAGUACACCGAUUUCAGCAUUAAUGAAUCUUCCCCAAAUACAUUAUGUUCAUAUUAGAAAAGGAACAAAGAAAAUGGGGGGGGGGAGUCCCAUCGUCCCUUGGAUGAAGAUGGUCUAAGUAGUAAAUGGAGGAAAGAGAUGGAGUGAGGACAGUCCACAGGACCUCUUCAGUGUUCUUCUGAGGGAAGCUGGAGAAGCGGUCACAGAACCCAGUCGUGAAGAGAACAGUGUGGAGAGCAGACAGUUCUGAAGCCUGUGUGUACAGGCAGACUCGAUACUGAAAGUUGGAUUCCUGACGAAUACUUGAUGGGUAUUUUUGUGGUAACUGUGCUAAAAGUCGGUCAUGUGGAGAACUCUCAUGUAACUUGUGUGUUUUUGUGUACUUAAACUAAAUAUGUCUGUGGCGUUUCAUUAUAAUAAGUUGUUAAAUUCCUAGGAGCGAAUCCUGUAAAUGCUGUGCUGAACCACA